This is a messenger RNA of Metopolophium dirhodum (rose-grain aphid), 893 nucleotides long. It is a transcript of the gene Lsm11, whose product is annotated as small nuclear ribonucleoprotein Sm D-like protein. The transcript is spliced from 5 exons. Gene Ontology annotation, biological process: mRNA 3'-end processing by stem-loop binding and cleavage. NCBI's taxonomy places the organism in Eukaryota, Metazoa, Arthropoda, Insecta, Hemiptera, Aphididae. Gene Ontology annotation, cellular component: U7 snRNP. Gene Ontology annotation, molecular function: U7 snRNA binding. The record is from RefSeq and is a predicted model, not a curated record. The coding region runs from base 183 to 836 and encodes 217 amino acids.
CAUUGGUCUGUUAAAAAUGUGAAUACUUUUAUAUCGUUUAUUCGUUUGUAAUUUUUAUUUUUUUGAAAUUUUGUUCCUCAAACGUUUUCAUAAUAAUAUUGUGUUUCUGUCAACAAUAAAUAUUAAAUUGCGUUUUGAAAUAUUUGAAGUCUUAUAGUAACUAUACAGCUGACUGAUAUGCAAUGUCGUCUAGCACCGACGAAGAAUUGGACAUGUUGUCGCCCUCGUUCAAUCCGAUCAAAGCUCUGUACGCAAAAAACGUACAGGUACCUAGCACGACAGCUCAACCGUUAGACAACAUAUCAAAAUUUGAACUCGCUCCUUCAGGAGAAGUCUUAAUUAAACCUGAUAGACCCAGAACAUACAAUGAAUAUAACAUUGAAUCGAUAAAACGUGAUUUAAGUGCUGUGGCCGGCACAUCUCAAGUAUCAUUAGUUCAACGGAUUAUUAAAAGGAGACGAACUGUAUUGGCACGUAUGUCAGAAAUUGGCAAAUCUCGUGGGCCACUAUCUCGCAUUGCUCUGUUUUGUUACGCAAAAAAACGUGUUAAAGUCUACAUACGAUCGGCUGUGUCUAUCCGAGGUCACUGUGAAGGGUACAUUAUUGCUUUUGAUAAACACUGGAACUUAGUCAUGGAUGAUGUAGAUGAAGUAUGGACAAGGAAAAACAAAUACAAAUCAUUAGCUAUUGGUGACGCGAGAAGUUUGGACGAUCCGGUGGAGAAGCCGUACGCAGUCAUCAAGAGGAUUCGAGGACACCAAGUAUGCCGGAGGCACGUUCCCCGAUUUUUGGUGCGUGGAGAGCAGAUCGUUUUAGUGGCCAAAUGUCUCGUUUGAACGACGACAUUUUUCAACAGUAUGAUGAUGUUUAAUAAAUGUAUAUUUUUACGUGUA